AUUCGAGGAAGCGGAAGUGUUGUUGUGUCGGUCCAAUCUGCUUUGGCUGCCACGUUGGUGGAGACGUGGACUUGUGACACCGGCGGCGGUCCGGGAGUGAUAGGCGAAGCCCCGGUGCGGACGCAGCCAGAGCGGAGCCGGAGCUCGGCCAGCAAGAAUGAAACUUAAAGAAAUCAAUCGGACUGCUAUCCAAGCAUGGAGCCCAGCUCAUCAACACCCUAUUUACCUGGCUGCAGGCACCUCAGCCCAGCAGCUGGAUGCUACCUUCAGCACAAAUGCUUCCCUGGAGAUCUUUGAGCUGGACCUGGCUGACUCCACUCUGGAUAUGAAAUCAUGUGGUAUCUUUUCUUCCCCACACAGGUACCAUAAGCUUAUUUGGGGUGCUCAUGAUAUCACAACUGAUGGCCUAUCUUCUGGUGUUCUCGUUGCUGGUGGUGAAAAUGGGAAUAUAAUUCUGUACAAUCCAUCUGAAAUUAUAGCAGGAGGCGAGGAUGUUGUGAUUGGCCAGAAUGACACUCACACUGGCCCGGUUAGAGCGCUUGAUUUCAAUCCAUUUCAGAGUAACCUAGUAGCUUCAGGAGCCAAUGAGUCUGAAAUCUACAUCUGGGAUUUGAAUAAUUUUGAUACUCCAAUGACACCUGGAACAAAAUCUCAGCCUCCUGAGAACAUUAGUUGUGUUGCCUGGAACAGGCAAGUGCAGCAUAUUCUGGCUUCAGCUAAUCCAAGUGGUCGUGCUGCUGUCUGGGACCUGCGCAAGAAUGAACCGAUAUUGAAAGUCAGUGACCACACCAACCGUAUGCACUGUUCUGGACUCGCCUGGCAUCCUGAUAUUGCCACACAGAUGGCCGUUGCCUCAGAGGAUGAUCGAAUGCCUGUGAUUCAGAUGUGGGACCUUAGGUUUGCAACAUCUCCCUUGCGAGUGCUGGAAAACCACACAAGAGGAAUUUUAGCCAUUGCCUGGAGCCUGGCAGACCCAGAGCUGCUACUGAGUUGUGGGAAGGACAAUCGCAUGCUUUGCUGGAACCCCAACACUGCGGAAGUGGUUUAUGAGUUACCUACAGCCACACAAUGGUGCUUUGAUAUUCAGUGGUGCCCCAGGAAUCCUGCUGUCCUCUCUGCAGCCGCAUUCGAUGGCCACAUCAGCAUCUACUCCCUCAUGGGUGGGAAUCUCGAUGCACAAAGGCAGCGACAGGUUGACAAUAUUUCAUCCUCCUUUGGGAAUUUGGAUCCAUUUGGUACUGGACAAACCCUUCCUCCGUUGCAGCUCCCUCAGUCGAUAGCACAACCAAGUGCUGUGCUGCCUCUUAAAAAACCACCCAAGUGGAUCCGCCGCCCUGUCGGAGCUACAUUUGCUUUUGGAGGAAAGCUGGUCUCAUUUCAGAACGUGAAGCCCCAACCUCAGCAGCAGCAGGAAGUUCCUUUCCAAGUGUUCGUCAGUCAAGUUGUCACAGAAUCGGAACUCCUGAACCGUUCCAAUGAGCUGCAGUCAACUAUACAUUCAGGUGGCUUUGUGGAGUACUGUCGGUCGAAAGUAAAUGCUGCCCACACAGACUUCGAGAGGAGCGUUUGGGGGUUCUUAAAGGUGAACUUUGAGAAAGAUCAUCGCAAUAAAUACUUGGAGCUUUUAGGGUACAAACAAGACGAGCUUGCAGAGAAGAUUGCAACAGCACUACAAAGUGGAACAGACAAGAUUAGGCUUCCAGCAUAUCAGGCUCCUGGUGACUUUGAGCAUACAGCAGAAAGUGCUGAAGACAGCCCUGCUAUCGAAGAUCAGUUGCUGGGGGAGGCAGAAAGUGAGCAUGAAGAGGAUGAAGAAGAUUUGGACCUCAGUGAGUCCACAUCUGAGAAGCAAGAUAAGGAUGAAACCAAAUUUAAUAUUUCUGUCAGUGGAGAUGUUGAUGGGCUGAUUACUCAGGCUUUGCUGACAGGCAACUUCGAAGGAGCCGUUGAUCUUUGCUUGUAUGAUAAUCGAAUGGCAGAUGCCAUCAUACUAGCAAUAGCUGGAGGACAGGAACUUCUGGCUAAGACGCAAAAAAAAUACUUUGCUAAAACAAAAAGCAAGAUCACCAGGUUGAUAGAUGCUGUAGUGACAAGAGAUUGGAAAGAGAUUCUGCAAUCAUGUGAUCUUCAGAACUGGAAGGAAGCUUUGGCUGCCUUGUUGACGUAUGCUAGGCCUGAUGAAUUUGCUGCACUUUGUGACUUUUUGGGCACACGGUUGGAGAGCGAGGGGGACAACAGCCUUCAAGCCCAAGCCUGCCUGUGCUAUAUCUGUGCUGGUAAUGUGGAAAAACUAGUAGCCUGUUGGGAUAGAGCUCAGAAUGGAAACUCACCUCUUGCUCUUCAGGACCUUAUUGAGAAAGUAGUGGUUUUGCGUAAAGCCAUUGAACUUACCCAAGGAACAAACAAUAAUGGAGUGGGUGCUGUUCUGGCAGAGAAGAUGAGUCAAUAUGCUGGUCUGUUAGCUGCUCAAGGAAGUCUGGCUGCUGCUUUGUCUUAUCUUCCUACUGAUACCAAUCAGUCGGCGAUCCUGCAUUUACGAGACAGACUGUUCCGUGCCCAGGGUGAACAGGCAGCUGGGCAAGAAUUGGCUCCUUUUCCACAUGGGAAGCAGCAAGUUUCAAGAGGUAGAUCCAGUUCCAACCAUUCACACGCCCCAGGGCAGAUACAGCAACAAGCACCUACCCAGCAAUACUAUGCACAGGUUAGACCUGCCCCUACUGUUACAUCAUGGAGUAACCAAACUUCCACUGCCCUUCCCAGCUUUCCAUCAGCCUCAGCAUCUAACAUACAGGGUGAAGCCCCGCCACCAGGUUUCAUACUGCAGAGCAUUCCAAAUCUCAGUGGACAGGUCCAAUCACCAACUUCAACAUCAACUGUUUUUAACAUGUAUUCCCAAGUGGGGUCCCGUCAGACAUUCCCUCAAACUUACCAACCACAGCAGUUCCCUCAGGGAGCAGGGGGACCAACUUAUUAUCAACCUCAUCAACCUACUGCACCUCCACCCCCAUCUUCCUACCCAUCUGUAUAUUUGCCUUCUGUUCCCUCUCACUCUUUGCCUCCUUCUGUGGCUCCUCCAUAUCCAGGACAGCCACAAACAUCCCCUACAGCACCUGGCCCUGCUUCAGCUUUUCUUCCUCUCUCUGGAGCAUCCUACCAGCAUGGCGGACCUGGAGCUCCAACAUCUUCUGUCGGCUAUCCACCAUCAACUGGACCAACAGGUACACUACCUGCAAGUAAUGAGCUGCCUGCCUCACAAAGAACAGGAGACAUAGAUUCUCAGGACCAAAUUACUUCCUUAGAAGGACCUCAAAAUGGUUGGAAUGACCCUCCAGCUCUCAGUAGGAUGCCAAAGAAAAAGACCGUGGUACCAGGCAACUUUACUCCUCCUGCACCCAUCACAGCUCCCAUAAUGAAUCCAGUUGCAGACCCUCAGGCUCCAAUGCAGCAUCAGCAACCUCACCCUCCACUGCAGAGUUCAUUCCAGACUCCUCAGCAGCUUCCAAGUCAACCAGGCGUUCAAAGUCCAUAUCAAGGAAUAUUGCAGCCUGGGAUGCAGCCCACACUACAGACAAUGAUGCCAAAGCAUAGCACGGAGGAAGCUCCUGGUGCUCCUACUGGUGACAUCAUGCAGCCAGUACAACCAAUAACCACUGAGAAAAUUGCCAAGAAACCCAUUCCAGAAGAGCAUGCCAUUCUGAAGAUCACAUUUGAAGGAUUGAUUCAGCGAUGCAUGACUGCAGCUACUGAUCCUCAAACCAAGAGGAAGCUGGAUGAUGCAAACAAGCGACUGGAGUCUCUGUAUGAUAAGCUACGGGACCAGGCGCUCUCACCAGCCAUAGUUGGCGGUUUACACAACAUAGCAAGGAGCAUCGAAACUCGGAACUACAGUGAGGGAUUAAGCAUCCACACGCACAUAGUGAGCACCAGUAACUUCAGUGAAAUCUCUGCAUUCAUGCCAGUCCUGAAAGUGGUUCUCACCCAGGCUAAUAAAUUAGGUGUUUGAUAUAAAAGCCUUUUUUUGAGAAAAGCAAGCUAUAUAAUUUGAAAAGUAAAUGUUGGCCAAACCUAUGUUGGUUUAGAUUGAAAUGAAAAUAUGAGCAAAGACAAUUUAAAUACCCAUGAUUAAUGGACUUAAGUUUCAUUCCAUAUUGCAUUUUUUGGCUGUCUUACCACAGCGCCUUUAUAUAAAAGAGGCAAAACAUUCCAAUAUAUAAUCAGAUAUAUAUAAAUCCAGUGGCAAUGCACCCUGAUGUUUUAAAUCUGUCUAUAUUGCCUGUUUUAAAAAAAAGCCAUUAAAUUAUGUGACCUACAUAGGACAAAUGGAAUCCAUACAGUAUUGUAAUAAUCCAGAUGCAUGCAUUAUUGAUCAAACUAAAAUACAGGUUUAUGUACCACUGAUUUAUUUAGUGGCAGAGUGUACUUUAAUAAAAAGAAGUGUAGGGCUUUGUCUAGAACCAAUACAGACUGGAAGAGUAUGCUAUAUGGACUGGAAGACGAUACUUGAUUUAUGGCUAAGUUUUGGGAAAAAGUUCAAACAGCAGCAAAUCUUUCCCUAUGUUCAAUUUUAUGAUUCAGAAGCACACCUACAAUUCAUCUUUUAAAUAAACAUUAAUUUAUUUA
Messenger RNA from Carcharodon carcharias (great white shark), 4620 nucleotides. RefSeq names its product SEC31 homolog A, COPII coat complex component (gene sec31a). Lineage: Eukaryota; Metazoa; Chordata; Chondrichthyes; Lamniformes; Lamnidae. Gene Ontology annotation, cellular component: endoplasmic reticulum exit site; COPII vesicle coat. The transcript is spliced from 29 exons. Gene Ontology annotation, molecular function: protein binding; structural molecule activity. Gene Ontology annotation, biological process: intracellular protein transport; COPII-coated vesicle cargo loading; endoplasmic reticulum organization. The coding region runs from base 158 to 4003 and encodes 1281 amino acids. The record is from RefSeq and is a predicted model, not a curated record.